Aspergillus udagawae is the source of this 465-nucleotide messenger RNA. RefSeq lists its product as uncharacterized. Gene Ontology annotation, molecular function: nucleic acid binding; zinc ion binding. Bases 1 to 465 code for a protein of 154 amino acids. The transcript is spliced from 3 exons. NCBI's taxonomy places the organism in Eukaryota, Fungi, Ascomycota, Eurotiomycetes, Eurotiales, Aspergillaceae. The record is from RefSeq and is a predicted model, not a curated record.
AUGAGUACGGCGGUCCAAGGUCUCUCUGCAUCCAUGCAUGCCCCCAUUGUCGCCUCUGACUCUGGUGGGAGACGCCCCGAUCGCGGCAAGGGUGGUCGGCGUCCACAUGAUCGGGGCCCGGGCAAGGUGAUGAAGAAGAAGAAGAAGAAGGAGAAGCGGUGCCGGGCUUGUGGAAAAAGGGGACACAACGCGGAGGAGUGCCGUCUUCUCAGCGUUGUCUUCAGCCAUCUUGCUCUGGCAACGACAAGGGCAAUUGCUACUCAAAGUAGCCGCAGCAGUCGCCCUCCCCUGGGCCCUCCGCAGCAGCACCCUCGUAUGAACUCGAGGCAACGUCGCACGGCACGUCGGCUGGCAGAGCGGCAGCGGCAGCAGCAGCUGGCGCAGCUGGCACAGCAAGCGCUGGAGCAGCUGGAGCAGCAGGCGCAGGAGCAGCUGGGACGCCAGCAGCAGUCUCCCCAAGAGUAG